GAAACACGUGAUUCAUGUGCUUUGGUCUUCCGGGAACAAACGUGUCGUGAUGUACAUGUGCGUUUAAUGCGCAUCGUUGUAGCGUUCAGUUUAAACGAACUGGGGAAGAACAACUAAAAGCGGAGUUAAUCAAAGUGAAAGGAAAAAGAUAAGAAUUGAACAACGUAUUUAGCAUGGGCAGAAAAUUGGAUCCCACCAAUAAGGUGAAGCGAGGUCCAGGUCGCAAGGCCAGGAAGCAGAAGGGGGCAGAGACAGAGGUCGCAAAGUUUUUAGUAGAUGAGGAGAGAGAACCUAAGCGACUGUCCAGCAGAGGCAGAAGACGUGCUUUAAAGAGAGCAAAGGUUUCUCCGAAGCCGAAAGAGACUGUGGAGAAGCAUACAGAGAAAGGGUUUACUGAUGAAAACAGCAAGUGGCUGAAACCAGCAAAGAGGAAGCGUUCUCUUGAUGACACGGGAGAUGACAGUGACACCCAGUGGGAAGAAGUGGAGGAAGAGGAGUCAGGACAGGAAGCUGGAGAUGCUUUUGAUGAAGCAGAACAAAGUGAUGAUGAUGAUGAUAAAGAAAUGGUUGAUGACUAUGGAGCUAUGGAUGACAGCGAGGAAGAAGAAGAUGGUAGUGAUGGAGAAGAGCUACUCCCCAUUGAGCGUGCUGCAAAGAAGCAGAAGAAACUGGAAGAAGCCAUGGAACAGGAGAGCGAUGAAGAGCGAGAGGAGAGUGGGAGUGAGGGGGAGGAUGAAGAUGACACUGUCCAGGCCAACAUCGAUGAGAUGGACAGAUUCAAGCUGCCUGGAGCUGAGGAGCGGGAAAAAGAGGAAGCCAUGCCCAUAGAUCUGCAGAGCAUCCAUCAGCGCAUAAAGGACAAUGUUGAUGUCCUCUCCGACUUUGCAGACAAAAGGGAAGAGGGGAAGGGGAGGGCCGAGUACCUCUCCCUCUUGAAGAAGGACCUGUGCACAUAUUACAGCUACAAUUGGUUUCUUAUAGAGAAGCUCCUUGACAUUUUCCCGUUGUCUGAGUUGGUUGAUUUCCUGGAGGCCAAUGAAAUCCAGCGACCAGUCACAAUUCGGACCAAUACCCUCAAGACAAGGAGACGGGAUUUGGCUCAGGCUCUGAUCAACAGAGGUGUGAAUUUAGAUCCAAUAGGGAAGUGGUCUAAGGUGGGCCUGGUCAUCUUUGAUUCCUCAGUACCUAUAGGUGCCACCCCUGAAUACCUUGCUGGUCAUUACAUGCUACAAGGUGCUUCUAGUUUUUUGCCUGUCAUGGCGCUUUCCCCCCAGGAGGGGGAGUCUGUGCUAGACAUGAGCUGUGCCCCUGGAGGAAAAACCACAUAUAUGGCCCAGCUCAUGAGGAACACCGGUAUAAUCGUGGCAAAUGAUGCCAAUGCAGACAGACUGAAGAGCGUCAUGGGAAACCUCCAUCGUCUGGGUGUCACCAACACAAUCAUAUGCAACUACGAUGGCCGACAGUUCCCUAAGGUGAUGGGUGGGUUCGAUCGGGUGCUACUGGAUGCUCCCUGCUCUGGCACUGGAGUCAUUUCCAAAGAUCCAGCUGUGAAGACCAGUAAGGAUGAAGCUGAUAUCCAGCGAUCUGCUCACCUGCAGAAAGAACUAAUACUGUCCGCCAUCGAUUCCCUCAAUGCGGACUCUCCGUCGGGGGGUUAUCUAGUCUACUGUACCUGCUCCAUUACGGUGGAGGAGAAUGAAUGGGUGGUGGAUUAUGCACUGAAGAAGAGGAACGUGAAGCUGGUGCCCACUGGCCUGGACUUUGGGAAAGAAGGAUUCACCAGGUUUAAAGAGCGUAGGUUUCAUCCUUCCCUCCGUCUUUCACGCCGAUUUUACCCUCAUUCACACAACAUGGAUGGUUUCUUUGUGGCAAAACUGAAGAAAUUCUCCAACACUAUUCCAGUGAAGCCUGUUAACAAAACUGCAGAGGCUGACGACGAGCCCAUUGGCACAGAAACGCCUGCCCCCUCAAAUGAGACUGCCAGAAAGUCAGCUACAAAGACCAAGGCCAAAAAACAGCCAAUAAGCAAGCCCGAUACUGAAACGAAAAAGGAGACCAAUGAGAGCCCAGCAAAAGGCAUGUGGGAAAAACCAACACGUGUCUUGAAGAAGAAAAGAAAAGUGGAAGGAACGACACAGCCUAAAACUGUGGCAGUAGAGGGGAAUGCUGCAAAAAGGGAGGGAGUGGGGGAGAAAAAGAAGGGGAGCAAGUUUGAGAAGAAAGAUGAACAAAAGAGGAAAAGGCUUAUGAAGAAAAACAACAGAAUGGGGAAGAAUAAAUUUAGAAAGCUGCAGAGGGUGUAAAGAGUGUAUAGGAUGUGUAUAGCAGUGGGAAAGCAGGGCUGUACUGCUGCAUCUGGGAUCACCAGUGAGCCGGUCUCUGCUGGCAGGGUGAAAAUCUCGCAGAAAACCACAGGGGCUUCCAAUGGCCAGCGGUCACUGCACUGCUGUCUUACGACAUUCAUCCAUGAAAAGUACAAUUUCAAAGAGUGAUGCCUUUAUGGACUUUUUACCACCUCAAGAUAUUUUAUAUAAAGAUGUGUUUUUGUUGUGUCCUCAUGUGUUCCCCCACCUCCACUGGUUCCUGAAGAAAACAUUGAAUAAAAUCAUUUUGGGGACACUUUA
Messenger RNA from Paramormyrops kingsleyae, 2624 nucleotides. RefSeq names its product NOP2 nucleolar protein homolog (yeast) (gene nop2). NCBI's taxonomy places the organism in Eukaryota, Metazoa, Chordata, Actinopteri, Osteoglossiformes, Mormyridae. The record is from RefSeq and is a predicted model, not a curated record. Gene Ontology annotation, biological process: rRNA base methylation; maturation of LSU-rRNA. Gene Ontology annotation, cellular component: nucleolus. Gene Ontology annotation, molecular function: RNA binding; rRNA (cytosine-C5-)-methyltransferase activity.